AUGACAAAAAUCAUAUCCUCACAGCCUCAUGAGAUGGAGAUUGACGAAGAAGAAGUCGCCCAAUCUCCUACCCUUCAGUCCCCCACGGACAGCCCAAGGAAGAGAAAGAAGAAGUCGCGCAAGUCAAAAAACAGAGUCUCGUCAUCUCCAGAUCCAGACUCAAACAAUAUGGAGUCGUCACCCCCUCCAGGGGAGGAGCAUUCAAGAGAGAAGAAGCGCAAGCGGAAUUCAGAACCGGGCCAGAAGAAGCAGAAAAAACACCAACGCGAAAAAGGGGAGAAUGGUGAAAACGGUGAAAACGGAGAUGACCGUGACGAAUCACCGAUGGAUAAUAUGAAGCUUGAGUCGUCUCAGGCCGAGCCUGAGCUUCCUGCAUCGAAGAAGCCGCGAACAUCUGCAGCAAACGGCAUCGACGACACUCUCGACGACGAAGACGACGAAGAGUCCAACUUCUCUCCGGAAACUGAAGAGCUUGGCCUCACUAAAAAGGGGAAGCCCAAGAAGCUUCGCGGAUCUCGAAUUGGCGGAAAGAACAACCUCAGAGUCGGCUUCUACAUCAAGGAGGAAGUUCAAAAACUGGAAGCAUUCAAGGUUCACUUCUGCAACUUCCAUAAUAUUAGCGACCAUAAGAUUUUCGACGCUAUGGUGCAACACUCUGAACGCGACGAAAGUGAUUGGCCUUGCCCAGCAGACGUCUGCACCAAGACCGACUUUUGGUCCGAGAUCUACGCCCUUAUUCCCGAUCGAGAUCGUCGAUCUCUGUACCGGUUCAUGCGAAGGCAUUUCCAAGACUCAGCGCAGAAGCCACACGAGUGGACUGCCGAUCAGGAUGUGGAGCUUGUUCAGCUCAUGACGCUUCACCCUGGUAAAUGGGCCUACGUCGCCAAGCUCCUCGGUCGCAGCGACGAUGAUGUGACACAGCGCUGGAAGAACCAACUGGAGCACCGGGGGAAGAUGAAUCGUGGAAAAUGGAAUGAGGAGGAGCUGCGUGGAUUGCUCGACGCUGUGCAGGACAUCUGGAACAAGGUCUACGCGACCGAGGGUGACACCGCCGGCAAAGACAUGUAUGAGAUCUCGGAGAAGCAUCUCAGAUGGGGUGUUAUCAGUGAUGCUCUUUCAAAUGUGCGAUCACGUCAACAAUGCGCAGACAAAUGGCGGAAGGUGCGAAAGAGCGUCGAGAACAUGCGUGCCGCUGGAAACCCCGAUGCGCAAUUUGAUCCUGUGGCCUCUGUUAACAAACCUACUCGAUGGAGCGUUGGAGGAUCAGCUACUCCAAAGAGCCAAAUCGUUGUGUACGGCGAGGAUGAUGACGACGACGACGAAGCGGAUAUCAACAAAAUUGAGGGCGAGCGAGAUCAGCUGAACGCCAAUGAGACACCGGCUGUUAAUAAUGGGCUUGGUAUCUUCACAGGGGGAUCUGAGACAUUAACCCAGCCUCCCAUUUCUGAGCCAGACUCUGACGCAGAAUCUGAUGCUUAUGGCGAACCUGCCUCCCCUUCUAUCCAUGCUCCCAGCAGCCCGCCACACUCAACUUCCCAGCUGGAUAACGGCGAGGCUGGCAGUCCUAUGAACGAGGAUUCCUCUGACACAGACGAAGACACCGAGACCAAGGAAGAGAGAAAGGCUCGGGAGAGAAAGGAGCGCCGAAAGCAAGAGCGCAAAGAACGAAAGGAGCGGGAUCUCGUCGCUUCCGCGGCGGCUGAAGCUGCUGAAUCUAUUGAAUCUCCUGAGAGUAGCAAGAAACAGAAGAAGCACAAGAAGAGCAAAAAAUCUUUCGAUCCUGCUACUGCCGAAGUCAUUGCUGAUGAGGAUCUCACUUCUACCAACCUUCAAAAGAAGAAGAAAAAGAAGGAUCGCAUGUCAAUGGGUGAUGUUUCUGCAGCCAUCGAGGACGAGGCAUCUGCUGAAUCACCCAAGAAGAAGAAGAAAUCUAAGAAGUCGCGACACAGCAAUGGGGCAGAGCUUGAUAAUGAAGUUGAGGAAUUCGGUCAGGAUGUCAAGAUGGAAGGUGUUCUUUUGGAUUGA
Penicillium malachiteum is the source of this 2025-nucleotide messenger RNA. RefSeq names its product MYB DNA-binding domain protein. Gene Ontology annotation, biological process: regulation of DNA-templated transcription. Gene Ontology annotation, molecular function: transcription cis-regulatory region binding; DNA-binding transcription factor activity. The transcript is spliced from 2 exons. Bases 1 to 2025 code for a protein of 674 amino acids. Gene Ontology annotation, cellular component: nucleus. Lineage: Eukaryota; Fungi; Ascomycota; Eurotiomycetes; Eurotiales; Aspergillaceae. The record is from RefSeq and is a predicted model, not a curated record.